This is a messenger RNA of Psammomys obesus (fat sand rat), 4635 nucleotides long. It is a transcript of the gene Pptc7, whose product is annotated as protein phosphatase targeting COQ7. Lineage: Eukaryota; Metazoa; Chordata; Mammalia; Rodentia; Muridae. The transcript is spliced from 6 exons. Bases 279 to 1208 code for a protein of 309 amino acids. The record is from RefSeq and is a predicted model, not a curated record.
GGAGCGGAAGAUGGCGGCGGCGGCAGCGAGUGCAGCCGGUACCCCACUUUGGUUGCGGUGGAGGAGCCGCUGGCUCUGACCUCGCUCUGGCUCCAGUGCGUGCGGCGGAGCGUUUGCGAGGCCCCGUGCGGCGGGCAGGGGGGGCGGCGGCCAGUGCGCGCCGCCUUGAGGAACGCCCCGGCGGUUCUGCUGCGGCUGAGGAGAGAGCCGGCUCCGGGCCUCGGCGUCCUCCGGCGCCCCGGGCCCCGCGCCUCCUCGGGGGCUUGGCGGCGGCGGCGAUGUUCUCGGUUUUGUCGUAUGGGCGGCUGGUGGCCCGCGCCGUGCUCGGCGGCCUGUCGCAGACCGACCCCAGGGCGGGCGGCGGCGGCGGCGGCGGCGGCGGCGGCGGCGACUACGGGCUGGUGACGGCGGGCUGCGGCUUCGGCAAGGACUUCCGUAAGGGCCUGCUCAAGAAGGGCGCGUGCUACGGGGACGAUGCGUGCUUCGUGGCCCGCCACCGCUCGGCCGACGUGCUGGGAGUUGCAGAUGGCGUUGGAGGGUGGAGAGACUAUGGAGUGGACCCGUCUCAGUUCUCAGGGACUUUAAUGCGAACGUGUGAGCGGUUGGUAAAAGAAGGACGCUUUGUCCCCAGCAAUCCUGUUGGGAUUCUCACCACGAGCUACUGUGAGUUGCUGCAAAACAAAGUACCUUUGCUGGGUAGCAGCACAGCCUGCAUCGUGGUGUUGGACAGAAGUAGCCACCGCCUGCACACGGCGAACCUGGGUGACUCAGGCUUCCUGGUGGUCCGGGGCGGAGAAGUCGUGCACCGAUCUGAUGAGCAACAGCAUUACUUCAACACUCCAUUCCAGCUCUCCAUCGCUCCCCCUGAAGCUGAGGGGGUCGUCCUGAGUGACAGCCCUGACGCUGCUGAUAGCACUUCUUUCGAUGUCCAGUUAGGAGAUAUCAUCCUGACUGCAACCGAUGGGCUCUUUGACAACAUGCCUGAUUAUAUGAUUCUUCAGGAGCUGAAAAAACUGAAGAAUUCAAAUUAUGAGAGUAUACAGCGGACUGCAAGAAGCAUUGCUGAGCAAGCACACGAGCUGGCCUAUGACCCAAAUUAUAUGUCACCUUUUGCACAGUUUGCAUGUGACAAUGGAUUAAAUGUAAGAGGCGGAAAACCAGACGACAUCACUGUCCUCCUCUCAAUAGUGGCUGAGUACACGGACUGACUGGACACGCUAGCGACUCCUGCCUUCCCCUUGUCGCCCCACUUUUCCCUGCCGUGUGUGCUGAUCCUGCUGGCAGGACCACAUUUCUUUGCCACUGAUCUCAGUGGUCAGUGAUGGAUGCUCUGGCCCUUGUUUGAGACCCAUUGAGAUCCUUGUUGAGAACCACUAUUGUCAUCCACUAGCCCAGACCUGCUGGUGACUGCCAAGAAAAGUGAGGUGACCUCUUCCUUCUCCCAGAGGUUUUCAAAGCCUUUUACUUUUCAAAAGCAGUUGAAGUUUUGAAAAUAAGUAAUGUUGGUAAAGUAAAUUCAAAAUUUCAGUGUGUUAAAGGGAUUUUAACAUUCAACAAGUAGUAAAUAGUGAUCCAUCUACCAGAAAACACACGAUGGUCCCAGGAACGUCCUGUGUCCCAGAGGCGCAGUGUCUGCUAGGACUUGUGCGGCUUUUUGUUUUCUGUAUAAACUCGUUUCCCAGGAGCCCACAGUCCUGCUCCUGUGCUGGGCUGGGUUGUGACACCAUAGCCCCGGCAGCUUAUGUUUCGGUUACAAAUCGGGAGAGAGUUUUUGUUGUGUGGAUGCAAAUAUUCUGUGCUUUUUAAAGAUGCUUACUUGUGCCCCUGUGAUUGAGGCUGCGGCAGUCUACUGAUUUGUCCAGGUCACAGGAGGGACAGGGAGGAGACUGCUUACCAAAAUCUGUUCAUGGAAAUACGCAAAAGUUCAAAACUCCUCAAAGCCUGGGAAUCAAACGCUGUGGCUGAAGUGGUCCGAAGCCGUCCGUGCUGCCUGUGAGGAUGCCAUGGGCUUUCCCGGUAGAGUAUGCAGGUGCAGCUCUCAGUGGGGUUGGCUGUGGACAGCUUUGCUCCUUCCCUCAGGAGCCUCCCACCCUAAGAGCAUGCCCCCCUGCGCUGUGUCCUCAAGGUGACAGCGUGGUGGCUGCAGCUCCCAGAGCCGACAGGAAAGCUAGUAAUGACCUGACACCUGCAGUGACCCCAGCUGAAUGUGGGGCUCUGAGUCCAGCUUAAUGUUUACAGUUCUAAUAGCCAUUUGCAGUAGGUGACGUUCCGUCUCAGACUUCCCCAUUACCUGCAAGCGCAAACUUAUUUUUAAGGUUUAUGUACAAUUGACUGCUGUAAAGAUAUAUAUUUUUGAGUCCGUUCUUCUCCUUCAUUAACUUGGUGGUAGAAAGUAUAUAUAAUUAGAAACCCUUAAGUUAAAGCCGUGUUUUCUGUGCAAGUCAGGUGAUAUUGGUGUGAAGAUCAUGUGAACAGCCGCACAGCCCUUCCUCUGCAGGAGACACUGGCUCCCUGGUUACUGCAUUGAACUUGUGUUUGAGGUUACCUCAACUUGUUUUUAAAAGAUUUUGUCUGUGAGUUUGUAUAUUGCGUAGUUGUCUCUUGUUUUAUUUAAAUUGUUUACCAUGUACCAUGUACAUGUCAUUGCUCUAUCUCAGUGCAUCAUGCUUGUAACAGGCAUUUCAUUUGUAAGAAUGAGUUACUCAUUUGUAAGCUGUUCAGUAAUUUAUCUACUAUUCCUAAAUUGGCAUAAUGUUAGAUUCCUAUUUUGAAUCACCUUUAAUUACAUGUCAGAAUGCCUUAACUACCCUAACCUGACAACACUGAGUUCUUUGGGAAGGAGGUACAGGGGCCGGGUAUAGAGGGAGACUGGAAUAAGGAGAUGUCGUGCUCUAUUGAUCCCAGAGCAUGAGGACAUGUGGUGGGUAUUUAUUUUGCACAAACUCUUUGCAGUGUCUGUGUUUAAAACAGUAAGGUUGCAUCCAGACGGGGUGUGUGACUCUAGGACUGACUACUUCAACUCUUCUGUGUGCUUUGUAAUUAGUUUUUGGUCAGAGGUAUUGUAGCCUUACAAUCUGGAUAUAUUUUGCAUUAAUUCUCCAAUGCCGACAUUUAAUUCCUGCCAAGAGCAGAGCUGGUCAAGUCACUGGCUUUUUUUUUUCUGCUCUCAUUUACCCAUCAAGCAAUCUUUGUAAAAGUAGAUUGGUGUGUUUUAUACAACUUUUAGUCAACUCACUUUUCUGAGCAGUGAUUGUUAGAAACAGACAGACAGUGAGGCUGUUCUAGUACAUUGAAAACUAUAGGACAGGCGUCAACAUUCAGAGUGAAAAUGACUUUGGGCCUUGCGCGUGGACUAGUGACAUCACAUACUCCCUUUGCUUCUCCCCUGUCCUUUUUGUUACACUUAAUUUUGUGACUGUCAGAGGUCAGGUGGAGCGAGUGCUGCCUCAUCCUCCCCAUGGCCAGAGGCUCUGUCACACACCCCUUGCUAGGUCCAAUUUGGAACCUGGUGUGCGCACGCAUUGUAUUUUAAAUCAAGCAAUGUAAGCGCUCAUAUUUGUCUCAUGGAGUGAACUUUUAUAACAAAAGAGAAAAUUUGGGUUUUAAUUUACAAAUGGCAAAUUAUUUAUCCCUCUGGAUGCACCAAAGACCAGUAAAGUUUAUAGCUUUUCCAUCUAUAUUUAUAAGCAAUACUGUAUUAUAAAAAAAUCACUAUUUUUAUCACAUGCUUGAAAUUUUUAUUUUGUUCUGUUUUAAAAAUGUGCACUCUAAACAUAUCAGAACCUUAUUUCUUCCUAUGAACUUAAGCUGCCUGCGCACAAAAAAUAUAAGAUUACCAAAUGGAGAUGAAGUAGCUAGAGUCCCUAGGCUCUUAAAAAACUGAAAGAAAUGAGGGCGAAAACAAGUUCUUUGUUCCGAGUUACAGUACGUGCUUGACUUGGUCGAUAGGUUACUAACUCAAAGAAUCCAUUCCAGGUGUGUGUGUCUGGGUUGGGCUGUGUCUGAAGUAGAGAAUGGGUAUGAGCUUUCUGAGGCAGGAGAGUGCCCUUUUCUGCCGCUGCCCUUGUUCUGGAUAGAGUAGCCAGCAGAUGGAAAUGUCACAGGGCUGCCGUCCCAUGAGUGUUCUGGAGGUGGCUGGCAGGAUUGGCUAGGGCUGUACGUGUUUGUACUUUUGGGUAGGUCCGUGGCUCCUUGUCGCUGCACCAGCUCUCUUAGGCAAAAUUACAACACUCAGUUUCUCUGGAGACUGUCACAUUUUUGCAUUUAAAAAAUUUUGCGAUGCCAAAAAAAAAAAAAAAAAUCUGCUUAUAAAACAAAAUAUGAAACAGAAGACAUUUGGAUUCUGUUUCUUUCAAAAAAGUAAAUUUAUCACAAGAUUGAACUUCUCAAUAAAGCAGUGUCCAUGUCAAAAUGUAACUGUUAGCAGGUAGUUUGUGGCAAAGAUGACUAAAUGAUGAAGCAAAUCUGAGUCUGUGUAUACUAACGAGCUGCGUUUUCUGUUGAGACUAUCAUUGUUUGUCCUACAAGAGGCAAUGACCCGAAUUGAUGUCUGAAAUAUAAUUUAUGCAGGAAUAGUUCUGUAAAUACAUUUAAAUAAACUGUAAAGAUAUUUAAUAAAUAUAGUAUUUAUACUAA